Molecule: messenger RNA, 2439 nt
Organism: Scatophagus argus
Lineage: Eukaryota; Metazoa; Chordata; Actinopteri; Scatophagidae
Gene: tmem127
Product: transmembrane protein 127
Exons: 3
Coding region: 550-1269 (239 amino acids)
Biological process (GO): negative regulation of cell population proliferation; negative regulation of TOR signaling
Cellular component (GO): membrane
Source: RefSeq, a predicted model, not a curated record
UAUUGAACCCUCGAAGAAGAAGAAUGGCAGCAAUAAGGAAGUUGGUGUUUUACAGGAAGCAGGCCUGAGCUGGCUUUCAUUUUGUCUUUGUUUUUGUUUUUCUAUUCGAAGUUGAUGGUCAUUUAUCAUCAGUGUAGGCAGUUUGGUCAGUUAACGGGCUGUAGUUUAUUUAAUUUGUUUCUAUUUAGUUUGUUUUUAUGACAUUCGGCGACGCUUGGCUUUAUCUGUGAGCAGGCUUUAACGGCUAACAACAGAGCUAACAGGCCCGAAGGCCAUCUGUCCAUUGUCUGCCGUAAGUCAGUAACUUAUCCUGUUUAUAGAAAUCAUUUUGUCUUAAGGUCAAACGUCGCUUGGAAUCAUCAGACACCACAGUGUUCUAACAGCCAGGUUCGUUGUCAUCCGUUCAUCGCCCAGGUAACGUUAGCUGUACUGGCUAAUAGUUCUUACUUUGGCGAGUCAGUUGGCUGACCUUACUGACGGAUCGUUUAGUGCAGUGACAUACUGACAUUAAAGGGAAACCAAGGCUACAACGGGCGAUAAGGAUAUUUGAUGAACAUGUACGCCCCGCCGGGUUCCACUGUCGCUGCGGGUCGAAGGAGGAGAGGAGGCACCUCCCUGCCCAAGCAGCCGGAGCGGAGUCUGGUGUCGGCCCUGCCCGGAGCUCUGUCCAUCACAGCGCUGUGCACCGCCCUGGCGGAACCGGCUUGGCUCCGGGUCCACGGAGGCACCUGUCCGAGACAAGAGCUGGGGGUGGCAGAUGUCCUGGGGUACAUUGACCCCAAGCUUCUGGAGGAUUUCUGUGUGAACCCGCAGACCGUCUUGCUGCUGAGGGUGAUCGCUGCCUUCUGUUUCCUGGGUAUCCUGUGCAGUCUGACUGCUUUCCUCUUGGAUGUGUUUGGCCCCAAGCACCCUGCUCUAAAGAUCACACGCAGAUAUGCAUUUGCACAUAUUCUCACAGUGUUGCAGUGUGCCACAGUCAUAGGCUUCUGCUACUGGGCCUCCGAGCUCAUUUUGUCACUGCAGCAGCAGCACAAAAAGUACCACGGCUCUCUCAUAUACGUCACUUUCGCCAUCAGCUUCUACUUGGUGGCGGGGGCCGGCGGAGCCUCCAUCCUCGCCACGGCCGCCAACCUGUUGCGCCACUACCCCACCGAGGAGGAGGAGCAGGCUUUAGAGCUGCUCUCGGAGAUGGAGGACAGCAGUGAAACUUUUCCUGCCGAUUAUGACAUUGCCAAUCAGUUUCAGCCACCGCCUGCCUACACGCCCUAAUGCCGCCACACUGGCCUUGUUAACACACGCUUCUCUCUCUCUCUCAGCACAGCUAUCGGCUUGAUGAGCAAACCCCACAGUUUAUCAGAUGGAUAUCUUUGCAAAUAAUCUCCAUAAUGAACACGGCGUGCAGAGUCAGUGCACAAACUCCUGUACUGACAGUGCUUGGGUGCAUGAAAGCUUUCUUUAGUGAUGGCAGAAAUUUAGGAGAUGAUUCGUACUUUCAUCACUGAAGUUGUUAGUGAUUUGCAUGUAAAUGGCUUUUAGGAUUUGGUUCUUACAUGUGAAGCAAACUAAACAGCAAGGAGUGCUCAACAUCAUCACAAGUAACUGAUGAGACAGCCACAGCCUGGUGAGUGCCAAGUAUUGAAGCUGGGCUGUUGGCACUUUGUCAGGGGUUGGACGUGGUUGAAGCUUUGUUUAGCAUCAUUUUGAUGUGAUUUUUUGAUAAGCUUGCCAUGGUUAUUGUUUUAUUUCCCAGAUAGAUCAAAAACUACACUGAUAAGUUUGUUUUAGACAUUUCUUUUAUAUAAAAUAUCAAACAGACCUUGUUAUUUAUUAUUUAGCUGUCUGUGCUGUGUCUGUCUUUCUUUUGCUUUUUAGACACCUCUCACUGGUUUAGUCUUAUUUAAUCAGAUUUGUACUUGAAAUAACACAAGGAAAUUGAAAAAUGUGAGACUUGUGUUUGAGGUUUUUCUUUUUUUUUUCUCAAAGGAUCGCAGCAUGUGUUGUGUGUUGAGAGCAGCCACAGAGAAAUUGAGAAACAAAUGCGUACGUCUCACAGUAACUGACAUGUGGUGACGGGGACUUCGCUGCAUACGCCGGUCAGGUCGCGUUUCCUGGCUUGGAUUCGAAAAAGAAACUUUAUUUGUACUUUGUGAUAUGUGACAGUUUGCGUAUGUGUUUUCUCUGCAUGGGUUCUGUCGUGUGCAAAUUUUAAACCUUCGGGCCGAACCUCAUGUGAACGUCUCGCACACGAGGUCCCAGCCGAAGCUUAAAAUUGUGUUUGGUGUGGUGUAGUUGAUUGUGCGUUGUUCUGUUUACUUCAUGUCUGCGUUUUUUUGUUUGUUUGUUUUUUCCUUUCUCAAAUUGUCACUAUACUUUCAUCACCAGUAUGUAAAUAUUGAUUGUUUAUACCUAAAUUGUGGUCAUAAUAAAAUAAAUGCCAUA